Stomoxys calcitrans (stable fly) is the source of this 1757-nucleotide messenger RNA. RefSeq names its product 2-(3-amino-3-carboxypropyl)histidine synthase subunit 2 (gene Dph2). Lineage: Eukaryota; Metazoa; Arthropoda; Insecta; Diptera; Muscidae. The transcript has 3 exons. Gene Ontology annotation, biological process: protein histidyl modification to diphthamide. The record is from RefSeq and is a predicted model, not a curated record. Gene Ontology annotation, molecular function: 2-(3-amino-3-carboxypropyl)histidine synthase activity. Bases 78 to 1541 code for a protein of 487 amino acids.
GAAAAAACAAAACUCAGCUGUUUGUUUUUAAUACUGUUUCGUUUAAUUUUUCUACUUUAUACGAGUAAUUUACAAAAAUGACAUCGGCAUUUUCUAGCCCUGAUGCGGCUGUCUUGGAAAGAGAAGCAGAUCUCGCAGAUAACGAAGCACCGGAAGUUACAAUCGAUCUAAUAUGGGGAGAAGACCAAAGCAAGAAAUGCAUGGAAUGGAUAAGAGCUAAUAAAUACAAGAGGGUGUGUUUACAGUUUCCCGAUAGCUAUUUGAAAUGUAGUGAAGCGAUUGCCUCAAGCAUAAAGGAUCAAUUGGGGGAACCAGAUGAUGUUAAAACUUUUAUUUUGGCGGACACCUCUUAUGGCAGUUGUUGCGUAGAUGAAAUAGCUGCUGCUCAUGUGGAUGCCGAUAGUCUAGUUCAUUUUGGAAAUGCAUGUCGCAGCAAGGUAUGCCGUUUGCCCGUUUUAUACUGCUUUCCUCAACUGCACACAGACUUGUCCAAAUUCAAUGAAUAUGUAAAAUCCCUUGUCGAGCACACCGAAGAGAAAAAUGUCACUGUAUACUUGGAUAUUGGCUAUCAUCAAUUGCUUAGUGACUCUUUAGAACAACAGUUAGUGGGCAUUUUCCAACAACUUAAAGCUAAACAAGUUGACAUUAUAUCAUAUUGCGGUGACAAACAUGCAGCCAUUACAGAGGGCAAAAUUUCCAUUACGGCCGAAGGCGAAUUGGCAAAUGAAAUGGACCCCUCAAGAUUGUGCCUAUUUGUGGGUGGUGACAACCAACGAUUCUUCAAUCUGUCACUUACAACCAAGGCAGCUAAAUGGUUUAUUUAUGAUACAUACAAAGCUGUUGGCAGCGAAAAGAAUCCUCUCACAGCUAAUUACAUAAGGCGCAGAUAUUUCUAUAUAGAGAAGUGCAAGGACGCCCAGAUGUUGGGCCUGGUAGUGGCUACCCUAACCUCCAAUGGCUACUUAGAUGUCGUCAAACGUUUACAGACUAUGGCCAAGGCUAGAGGCAUCAAAACGCAAAUUAUCUCAGUUGGUCGCAUAAAUCCAGCCAAACUUGCUAAUUUCCUAGAAAUUGACUGCUUUGUCCUGAUUGGCUGUCCAUUCAAUAAUAUGUUCGAGUCAAAAGAGUUUUAUAAACCAAUUGUGUCUGUUUUUGAAGCCGAAAUGGCGUUGAAUCCCGCUUGGCAUAUGCGUUAUCCAGAAUCCUAUGUUACUGAUUUCAUGGAUUUGCUACCAGCAGGUCGAUGUUUUCUUGAAUUCAACGCCAACGAUGUAAACCCAGAAGAUGUUAGUUUGCUCACCGGGCGUCUGCGCUCCAAUGGCACAAAUGGCAAUUGUGUGGAAACGGCUAAUUUAUCGGCUUUAUCCGAACAACAACAAUCAGUGGCAACUCAAGCGAGAAUGGAAAUGAUGACAACAAACACUGGGUUAACAUUCGAAGACCGAACUUGGCGAGGACUUAAUCCCGCCCUGGGACAAACGGAACCAGCAAAAUUAGAAAAGGGAUUAAGUGGAAUACCCAUUCGAUAUACACACGAUUAACAGAAUAAUUUAACGCCAAGUACUUAAUUACAAUUCCACGAACAACAUCGUCCUAUGUAUUGUAUUCGUUUAAUAGUAUAACUUUGAUAUGUAACUUUUUAUGUAUAUGUCCAUAGUGGCAUGGGGCGGAUUUGUAUCCGCAUCCACUUUUCAACCUAAACUUUUAUGCUUUUCGUAUAAUUUAAUAACCAUAAAAUUUGCAAAAAUAAGAGAUUA